Molecule: messenger RNA, 1225 nt
Organism: Doryrhamphus excisus (bluestripe pipefish)
Lineage: Eukaryota; Metazoa; Chordata; Actinopteri; Syngnathiformes; Syngnathidae
Gene: vip
Product: vasoactive intestinal peptide
Biological process (GO): regulation of protein localization; epinephrine secretion; adenylate cyclase-activating G protein-coupled receptor signaling pathway
Cellular component (GO): extracellular region; neuron projection
Molecular function (GO): peptide hormone receptor binding; neuropeptide hormone activity
Source: RefSeq, a predicted model, not a curated record
AUUUGUCCAUGGGCAAAGUGUGUGUGUGAGUGAGAGAGCUGCGGUGACGGCAGCACUGACCUACUGACGUCUCAUUCCAUCCCGAGGGUCCAUGGGGGGGUGGGCUGUGCAGGUGUAUAAAAGAGCUGAGAGGCGCGCAAAGAGAGUCAUCAUCAUCAUCACAACGAGGAAAGACCACCAGCACAGCGGGACUGCAGAGUAUUUACGACACUUUCUUUAGAGCACAAGUGGUGUAAAGAGAUGUCACAACGGGGUGGCCACCAGCUUCUUCUCCUCUUUGCCCUCUUCAGCGUACUCUACUCCAGGACUCUAAGUCUGCCAUACACGUCUCUGAGACAAACGAGACACGCUGACGGUCUUUUCACCAGCGGCUACAGCAAACUCCUGGGUCAGCUCUCGGCGAGAAGAUACCUGGAGUCUCUGAUUGGAAAACGAGUCAGUGACGAGCUGAUGGACGAGCGGGUGAAGCGCCACUCGGACGCCGUUUUCACAGACAACUACAGCCGCUUCCGCAAACAGAUGGCCGUCAAGAAAUACCUGAACUCGGUCUUGACGGGGAAGAGGAGUCUAGAAAAUCCUGGAACGAGCGACCAGGAAGAGUCCAGGGAAGAGCCUGACACCUUCCAGGAGACCUACGACGACAUCAACGUCGAUCACCUGCUAAAUAACUUCCAGCUGCCGCUUUGAGGAGAGGUCCGAUCCGGAGUCAUUGUGGUGAAACCAUCCGUUCCAGCAACAACACAGCAUUCACCCAAAGAUCUAAACAAGCAAGGUUGACGUCUUCUUCAGUGUGGUUCUAAUCUACCGUAGUUGUGUACACUUCUCGUCUCUAAUUGAUGACUCCACAUGAACACCAACUAAUUUGGCCUUUUCCCAAAGCAUUGACUACAAGUAGCUUUUAAUCUAUUCUUCCGGAAAUACAUACUAAAAAAAACAGUCAUUAGAACCUCAUAUUAGGAACCUAAGUACAGACAAUAAACCCAAACUAAGGUCUGCGACCAUAAAAAACGCAGACCAACCAAACAGUUUUCGAGAAUCCCAGCCAAACGGAUGAAGAGGAGCGCCUUUGAAAUGGACCCGGAUGCAUAUAAUCACUUUAUACUACUCGACUUGUAGAGAAAACAAAGUCCUACCAGUGCAUGGACCUGCCUUUAGCGCAUAAUAGUGACGAUGUAUGUACACCACUCACCAAAUAAAAGAUGUUGGUUUUAUUUUUCAAAGCUGA